GUGUGCUAGGCUUCUGACCGCUCACAACCGAUGAUAUCCACUCCGAAAUAAAAAUAGGCAUUUAUGGAUACACCAAACACAAAAGUUCCGUCACGAUGAGGGUGAUAACGUUUUACCUUCUCUGCUUGUUUUUACCAAUCUAUUUCUGUUCUUCUUCAAACGCCGUCAGAUUCUGCGGAAGAAGCCUAGCCGAAGCCUUGGCUAUCGUCUGCAGCGAACGUGGCUACAACAUGGCGUUUCGACCAGGUGCUCCUAUCCCUACUGACAGAAGAUACCGAAGAGGAAUCGUUGACGAAUGCUGUCACAACGGCUGCUCGUUUAGCACUCUUGAAUCGUACUGCAGCGAGGGAUCUUCUGACGACUCUAAAUCCCCGCCUUAUUUACAAAUCAGUAAAAGGAGUGACAGUCAUAAGAAUAUGAACAAAGAGAACAAAGAUUAUGUUGACGACCAAGAGAUGAGCGAUCAAUAUUCAGACAUGAUGGUGAAACAAUCUACGACGUACCAGCACAACGUCCUGCAAACCCGGUCGUCGAUUGAAAACAUAGAUAUCAAAAGUGAUGGUACUCAUCACCAUAAAAGGAAAUUGUUUGGCCAUAUCGAUGAUGAUCAAGGCGGUCGAGCGGGGCACAUCUACCCUUACUCGCUUGAUCAUCAUCUUUACCGUAAGGCGACUGGAGGGAAUAAAGUGAAGAGGAACGAAAUGAGAAGGAGCUCGAUGGACUCUUCUCAUCAAAGAUUGGAAUCCAAGUUGGGUCACAAUCCAAAUGAAAACAGCCUCGACUGGUUGAGAAAAUCAGAAAAUGAUUUUAUAUCUUCCAAUCGCCAUCCAACAAUUAGACAUCAUAAGGAAAGGUUUUCCGUUCCCAGACACAGAGUAACUGAUCUCCACGUUAAAAAGAAUAAGGUAUCACCGACUUCACAAGUUGGAACUAUUUCUCCCUACUUCCUCGGUCAUACUCUUGUCUCAAAGUCAACCAGGAAAUCAUUUCGUUAUUAAUGGAUUUUUUGAAACGACUACCCUCAUUACGCGAAUGAUUAUUGAUUAAUCUAUAAAUAUUAUUUCCAAAACUUCACACCAAAAAUUGGAUCAUUGUGAAGAAUGAAAAUUAUAAAACAAGACAUUUUUAUAUUUUAUAAUUUUGUUAUGAGUCUCUUUGUGUUCCUUUCAUUUUAUUUAUUUUUUUUCUAUGACUUACCUUGUCUUGGAUGUACCUACUUUCCUCUUUAUAAAUGUUAGUAAAUGCAUUAACGAGAUUUCAAGGUUUUAUUUCACAAACUUAGAAUCAUGAAAUACCACUACGGCCAGUAAAUAGUAUUGACCGAUUGCUUAAACAAUAUUAAAUAAAUAAAUAAAACAGUACAAAUGUCUUGGUUUCACAUUUAUUUUUCAGUAUUGUUCCUUUA
This is a messenger RNA of Cimex lectularius (bed bug), 1405 nucleotides long. RefSeq lists its product as uncharacterized. Gene Ontology annotation, molecular function: hormone activity. Gene Ontology annotation, cellular component: extracellular region. The record is from RefSeq and is a predicted model, not a curated record. Bases 96 to 998 code for a protein of 300 amino acids. The transcript is spliced from 5 exons. Lineage: Eukaryota; Metazoa; Arthropoda; Insecta; Hemiptera; Cimicidae.